CAAAUCACAUUUGUCAAAUGUCAAAUUUCUUUUCCGUGCGGUGAAGAAAAAACGUGUUCUGUUAUAAACGGUGCAAACGUUUCUUUAAAAGAAGUUAUAUUAUAAUUAAACAAGAUGGAUUGGAAUUUAAAAUACGGCGAACUUGCCAAAGAUGAAGAGUUCGUGACUAAUUGCGAGAAUCUUAAAGAAAACUUGAUAGAAGUACAACAGGUUUUGGACCAAUUGUUGCCACUUAAACAACAAUACGAUAAACUGUCCCUACCGGCACAAAUUGAACUUGAUUUGUUCCUUGCGUUUACAAUGAAUUCGCUCCACUGGGUAAAUCUACGUAUUCAGGGGAUCGAUCCGACCAAACACCCGAUUAAGGACGAGCUGCAAAGGAUAAAAGCCGUCAUGACGAAGUGGCAGGAAGUGAAGGACCGUGAGAAGCGGCCAACCGUUGACAUUGAAGCAGCGAAGAGAUUCGUUAGAAGCGGACUUUACGACCCCUAUAAGGCGACAGCCAAGCCGCCCAACAAAAAAAUUAAAUUCGACGAUAACGCAGAGUAGGCUUUGUUGUUUUCACCUUUCUAAGACUGAAUUUAUAUAAAUAUAUCCCUGUUAUAUUCUGUAAACUUAUCAUAAUCAUACCUUAUAUGCAGAUAUAAAGCUGCUAUAGAGAUAAACUUUUUUAAAAUUAUUGUGCAAAUAAUUAUAGAAUAUAAGUAAUAUUAAGCCAUAAUUAAUUCUAUAUUUAAUGGAUAUUGGAGUCCUAUGUGUGUUUAGAUUUUAAUGGUUUAAAUUUAAAUUCCCAAAUAUCCAUAUUUUAGUCAAUAUAAGAAUAUAAUUUUAUUGGUUACAAAAUUUACAAUAUAUUGUUUCAAUGUUUCUUGUAACAUUCUUUAAAUGUCAGACAAUUUGUUGUCAUUGUAACCUUUAAAAUGUUAAAUAUCAAUCUUGAUAUUUUUGUUUAUUUUUCCACAAAUAUAUAUAAGUGAUUUGGAAUCAUUAUGAUUACAAACUCAACUCAAGUGUUGCUGCUGUUGGCAUACAAACUGAGCCCAUUGGGAAUAUAAUCUACUUGUUUGUUUCACAUCCCACCUAUAGUCACCUGAGCUCUACCACAGCUCAUGCAAUACCGUAAUAAGAAUUAUGUAACCAGGCUAGUGUUAACUACCUACAUUUUAUUGUAAUUUAUUGGAUAGUCUACGCAAUGUGUCUUACUUUAGGUAUGCAUACCUUCCAUAUAAAUAUUGUGGAAAUGAAUUAGAUAUUUCCCUUGUAUAUUUGUCUACAUUGAAAAAUGGACUUUGUGGCACAGUUUUGUGUAUUAAAUUAACUAAUGUGUGACAACAAAAAUCCAAUUAGGUUAGAAAUUAAGGUAUAGUCACAUCAAGAUAUUCUUUAACUCCACCUAUUUAUUUAUAAAUGUUUUGAUGUAUACUACAAUGUUAACUUACUAACUCAACAGUUAGGUGUUCUUGUUAUUCUAAUUAGGUUUGUGUUAAAAUAUUCUUUGUCCAUUCUCAUAUUUUUAUAUAGUUAUACAUUUUAAGAUAAAUCAUUGUAACCUCUCACUAUUAUCCAAAUUGCAUGUGAGUAUUAUAAGGUUUUCAAAUAAAGUCAGUUUUAUAAAAAGAAA
This is a messenger RNA of Manduca sexta (tobacco hornworm), 1621 nucleotides long. RefSeq names its product nuclear nucleic acid-binding protein C1D. The record is from RefSeq and is a predicted model, not a curated record. Lineage: Eukaryota; Metazoa; Arthropoda; Insecta; Lepidoptera; Sphingidae. Bases 115 to 549 code for a protein of 144 amino acids. Gene Ontology annotation, cellular component: nucleolus; exosome (RNase complex). Gene Ontology annotation, molecular function: RNA binding; DNA binding. The transcript has a single exon. Gene Ontology annotation, biological process: maturation of 5.8S rRNA; regulation of gene expression.